UCAGCAGUGGCUGGCACAUGCUAACCAAACAAUAUUCACAUAUACUCAGCAUAGUUAAAAAUUUAGGAGAAAAAAUAUGAAAUAUUCCCAAGUAAUUGAGAAACAGGAUAUCUGAUAAACAUCACUGCACAAACCCCGAGACAUUAGAGUUAACGGAUUGAUGAGAGUGUCUGUCCUUUCUGUUAACCGUCUCACAAUGACGUCCAUUGAGUGUAGUGACUAACAGUUGCCCAUAUAAUAGGAGCGACUGCUCGGCUGGUUAACUAUUGUCUGUCGCCGCGCACACACGUACCAAUUGAGCAUUUGUGUACAAACACUUAAGAUAAUAGAUGCUGGGCAGAAGAGCUGGUCAGCGUGGAUAAGAUCACAAGAGGAAUGAUUGAGGAACACAAGGGCCAGAAACACUUUCAACGGUAACUAUUCAACUGAAAAAACAUCUAAAUAAAAUCAUAAAGGAGGCGGACAGGAAGUGACUGUGCAUCUGAAAACCGUUGAGCAUCACUGCUUCAGUUCAUUGUUCAACAUCCAGCUCUCCGGACAAGCUCCUCAAGCAAGACCUUAUAUCCACUUCCAUAUCAACACGUUGUUUCACAGAUUCACAAUGAACAACAACACCAUCUCAGACCUCAAUAAUUCAACUGCAUCACCAUCUAGCAUGCCUCCAACCAGAGCGUCAGAGAUCAUCUGUUUUAUUGACGCCCAGCUGGCAUUUAUAGUGACCGCCUCUGCUGGUGGCGUCAUUCUGAUCCUUCUAACCACCACUAUAGUGUUGGCGUGCAACGUCUCCAGACUGAAACGUCGCCGUCGGGCCCCUCGUCCAUCACGAAGUAACGCCGACCUAGUGAGCGGGACGGGUUACUGGGGUACCGACAUAAGAGAGGGAGGCAUAGUGGGCCCGUGUGAAACCAGCGUUCUUCUGGAGGAAGUCAAGACUGAUGGAGAAGAAGAAGAGGUUCAGGAUGGAGAGGCCGGUUCAAGCCAGUACAUCUCUACAACAAACAGCGCUCAUAACUCUGAAAGUGUCCAAGCAACCAUCCAGAGCUCAUCAUCAAGAGAUUCCUGCAUAAAUCCUGUAAACUUGGAGAACAUGCCUCUAAUGGUUUAAAGCAUAAUGCAAAGGGUUUUUUUGUGGGGGUGUGAUGUCAGAUGUCUGCUGGAAAACAGUGUGAUAUUGUACCAGCGGCAGUGGUAUAAUUAUAUUCUUUACUUUCAACUCAAACUUUCCGAAAAAAAAAAGAUCUUAAAUAAAUUCUUUGAAUAAUGUUUUUUAUAACGGCAAAAGCACAACAUUACAAACUUCAUUUAACAUGUUUAACCGAUUUUAUAACAUAGAUUUUAACUAGCAACUAACUAUGAAUGUGUUCAACUUAGAAAAUUGUCAGGAAAGAAGCAAAAGAAUGUAGAUUUGAUGGCAAAGCCAAUGGGUUGAAGAAAAUGAGUUUGCCUGGACAAUGGACAAAGGCAAAAAAAAGAGAAACCCAAUGAUGGAAUUACUUUUUUGUGAAUAACACAAUGUGUACAGCAUUAUAAAUUUGAGGGCAACAUACUAUUUGUAUAUAUAUUUUUUAAGACUGUUAAACGGUAAAGCAAAGCAGUUUCAAUUCUUGGAACCCUUGAGCAUUCUGACUGUUUGAAAGGCCUCACAAACCAUUUUUUACUUCUCAUUCUCUGACAUCCAAUACUUUACUCCCUAUUUGUACUUCAACAAAAUAAAAUGCUAACGAUAAAAAACCAUUGUACCUAGUUUUUUUAAGAUAAAGAACUGUCCUUCAUCAUAAGUCACUGUACGAAAUGUUUCCUUUCUUAUUACAGAUAAAUUCCAUUGUUUAGAUUCACAUACAAAAGGAACUUUUUGAGGAUUACGCAAACAGUCAUGAGAUCAUAUGCCUUCAGACAACUUCUGCUGAAAAUGUUCUUACACGAUGUGCAAAUCUAUAAUGGCAGUUCUUAUAAAAACAUUUAAAUUACUUUUAAAUGACUAAAACAGUAAAUAAUGAAACUCAUAUACUGAUUCAGAAAAUGCCCUUGUCGCAAAAAGCGUCCGUUCUCACACCGUUACCACAGACAAAAAACAGCUUUUAGCAAAAAACGAAUGCAACCAUAGCUUUCAUUUCCUGUUGAGUAAAAGUUCCGUAUUCACCAGCAAACACUUCAGUCUUCAGCAAAUGCUUCUGAGGCGGUCGGGGUGUUCCGACAAGAUAUCUUUAUAAACAAAAUGAGGACUGUUUCAUGCCCACUUGUCGUCGUCUUGGUUUUCUCGCUACCAUGGAGACUAAACAGUAAAGUAACACCAGCUAUUAAUAUCAAGAGGAACAACGAGCAUAUCACUGAACACCAGAGGCUUACACAUGUAGCAGAAGGGCCAUCAGGACUUAGGCAAUACUCUACUGAUGCUGGAAAAGAAAACGUGGUUUCACUUUCAAGAAGCGUUCAGACGCAACACCUCACAAGUGAAUCAGAGCGGCGUAUCAGCGUGAAGACUUCCAGAGCUUAUGUAGUGAAUCAGAGGAGAAAAAGAAAUAUAGAUGACAAUGGACACAACUUGACAACACCGAUGCAAACACAACCGGAAGGAACGACUUUAAAAAAGGAACUACCAAGCAGCCUCAGACCGCAAGCUAUCCCAAAUACAACGAAAAUUGAUGAAAGAACCACCAAAAGGGUUUUGGAUGCAAUGGAAAAUAAGACACAGGAAACCACAGAGGACAUACCAUCUUCAACUACAAACACGCAUCCAAACGUAACAGGUGUGGAAGGCACCAAAACCAGCGCAAACGGUGAUCUUCAUACCCCUCAGUCGACACUGGACACUACAGUCCAGUCCAGCCCCACAACACACACUCACACCUUUACAGUAACACCCGUGACAGAUUUAAAAGAGACGGAGAGUAUGAAAACCACACUGAAACAAAUUACAACUGAAAGGCCAACUGGAUUUGACGUAAAGACAUCUACGAGCAAGCCGGUGGAGAUAUUCACAACAACUCUGACGACCACCACUGAGGGUGCGAUUCCUUCACCGAACAACAACAACCAGAGGAAGAACCCUGGAACGGCUGUGGCGGCUAUAAUAGGCACAACUUUUGUAUUGAUGUUCAUAGCCAUCUUAUACAUUUUGGUACGAAAACGAAAAUUACAAAAAAAGCAGCUAGAUCAUCCUGAGUGGGCUGGACCCUCGCCGUUCCUGGAAACCGACGUUCAACCUAACCUGCCGAGUAUUGAGGAGUCUGACUCCGUCGACAGGCGAGGCUUCGGCCAGAUCUCCAAAUACCUUCCCCAACGGCUCUCCAAACAUCUGACUUUUUGGAAGGACACGAACGAGGAAGUGUUCAUGGGGGACAUACUGCAAGGAAGCAGCACAUUUGGCAAUCAUUAUCAGGAUGACGUCCAAGGACCCAAUGGGGAACCAACACAGGUUGAAGAUGUACCAAAGACAGAAGAAAAUGAAAACCAUCAAGGCCCGACUUCUGGGGACUCUGUAGAAUCCAAAAGCCAAUCGGUCAAAGUGGAUAUUAAAGAACCAGGCAAUCAGAAUGAUGAUCUCACUGCGACUCCAUCUCAAGACACUGUAGUUAAAACAUUGCCACCCUUAGUGUCUAUAGAUCUUGAUUCUCUUUCAGAAGAAACAGCUCCUUCCCAAACAUUAGAUGUUGGGAAUGUUCCUCCAGCUCCACCACUGCCCUAAUCUCGAUGUAGAUCUUCAAGCAUAUAAAAGCACUCAAUGGAGAAAAACAGACUUCUAUUUGUAAUAAUAAAGACGCAACUAAUCAUAAAUUCAUAUAUUCAAAGCUUUUGCUUGAACCAAACAGUUCUUGGCCACCAUUGACUACCAUAGUAGGAAAAAUGACAAUGGUAGUCAAAAGUACCCAGAACUGUUUGCUUUCCUACAUUCUUCAAAAUAUCUUCUUUUGUGUUCAACAGAUCAAAUUUUUCCUACUAUAGUAGUCAACGGUGGCAUGAAAACAGCAAGAAUAACAAAACAUAUGUCUGUAUAUUACUGCAUUGCUGCUGUCACUGGGUGCCGUCCUAAAACGCAAAAUACAAGAAGCUACUGUCAACCACAUAAAUGCAGAGCUCACAUCAGUAAUUCCUCACUGUAACUACUCCGUUUGUACCCUUACUUUUAUUCUGCUGUAAAAUAAAGCAAUUUUGUGUUGCCACAUGUUUUAAAAUGCCAUGUGCAUGUAGCACAUUCAGCAAAGUAACAUUUGUAAUUUGAUGAAAACAAAGUGUCUGUAACAUUUAUCAUCCUCACAAAUAUGUGUGAUGGUAUCAAAUCGUUAGUAUCAGGUGGUAAGAUCACAUUGCUUUGAAACAAACCAUGUUACAGAAUGACUACCAUUUUCAUAUACCAAUAACAGGUCCCACUAUUAAACUCACCAGUCAGUGCCACAGUGCAACUAAAAGACUCACAAACUGCCCAGGGAUCAGUGAUUUACACUACACUAGGUAGAAAGCGCGUACAGACGUUUACUGUGUGCACAGGCUUGAAUGUCGGGUCUGUGCAACGCAUGCACCAGAAGUGAGAGAGGAAAUGUCACAGCAGAGUCAUAUUGGGACAUAAACCACAAAACUAUUUCUUGCCUUUUGAUUUCCCUCAAAGCUAACUCUCUCCAUCCGGUGGGAUUUCAGCCAGCAUUUAGUGGCUACAUCAACUAUUGCUACAGAACUUGAAGUGAAUAACUAAACUGUUAAAGCUAGUAGUUAGUCAGUAGGUAUAUACUCUCUACAUAUAGAUCUAAUACUAACCCUUAUCCACAGGUAUAUUAAAGGGAUAGUUCACCCAAAAAAGAAAAUUUUCACCCUCAGGUUGUUCCAAACCCCAUGGGGGAUGAGAUCUGUUUGGUUACUGACAUUCUUCCAAAUAUCUUCCUUUGUGUUCAGCAGAACAAACAAAUUUAUUCAGGCUUGGAACAACCUGAGGGUGAGUAAAUGAUGACAGAAUUUUCAUUUUUGGGUGAACUAUCCCUUUAAAUACUAAUAUGGUAUUAUGGUUUUAUUGAAUACAACAGUAAUAUUAAUAUCAAGUUAUAGUACUUUCUGUAAAUGUUAUGAUAUUAAGUUCCGAUUACAGUCCAUCGGUCUCAUUUACUGCUGCAGAUUUUCCGCCUCAAUAGCUUCAGCUCUUCCAAAGAUUCACUGUGUUGCUAUGCAGGUGUUCUCACAUUGUAUUGGUGUUGCUAUGCUGCUUUUAUGCACCGGUACAUUCACACCCCAUUGGUGCUCCUAAAAGAUGCACGUGUUCAUUGAGAACACUAGGGGGAAACAGAUGGGUGACAAACAGAGCAAAAAGGACAACAGCAAGCCAGACCACCACACAUUAGCCUAAUGGGCUGGAAAAGAAGCGUUUUAUGGUGUUGGAGCAAUCGGUUGUGUAAAGCAUACCAUAUUUGAUUGACUUCUAGUGUAAAUGACAAUUGUACAACAUGCAACUACAGUGCAGUGAAAUAAAGCAGUUUAAAGGGAUAAUUCACCCAAACUAAAGAUUCUGUUAUCAUUUAUUCACACUCAUGUUGUUCAAAACAUGUAUUUGACCAUUUCUUCUGUGAAACACAAAAGAAGAUAUUUUGAGAAAUGUCUUCGUGAUUUUGGGUCAAUAUAAUGGAAGUCCAUAAGGGUCAAUGUUGUUUGGUUGUAAACGUUCUUUAAAAUAUCCAUUUUUGUGUUCUGCAGAUGAAAUAAAGUCAUACAGGUUUGGAAUGACAAGGGGGGAGUAAAGGAUGAAAGACUUCUUAUUUUGGAGUGAACUAUCCCUUUAAGUCUUUUAUAGACCACCAACUUAUUAUUUCAAGAACCUUUACUGCUAAGUAUCUCUGUACAUAAGAUGUGGAAGACAAACUUUUCAGGUCAGAUGCAUGACGUUAUAAACACAUACAUAAACGCAGUUUUGUUUUAGCACUCAAUCAUAUUAUAUAACAAUUACAACACAAUGGCAUCUGAUGACAAAUAUUGACAAUGGGAGCAUGCAUGGAAUGACAAACUUCAAACCAGAACACCUUCAGAAACAAACAUUGUGCAAUGAGGACAUGAAAGCAUGUCACCCCAUCUCCUGCCUUCAUCUGCAUCAAACACGGCCAGAUUAGUUCAUCACAGACCGGCACCAUCGCAAUGCAGAAGUUAAUUUAUCAAAAGCACUGGGUUGUAAAUAAUCAGGUUGUAUUACACGCAUGGACUGUGACAUG
Messenger RNA from Triplophysa rosa, 6182 nucleotides. RefSeq names its product protein EVI2B (gene evi2b). Bases 2216 to 3685 code for a protein of 489 amino acids. The transcript is spliced from 4 exons. The record is from RefSeq and is a predicted model, not a curated record. Lineage: Eukaryota; Metazoa; Chordata; Actinopteri; Cypriniformes; Nemacheilidae.